AUCAGCCGCUUGUGUUUACCUCUGAAGUCUGGACUGGAUAGGGGAUAGCUAGCUAAACCACAAUUCAGACACGGGCAAGAAAAAAACUUCUCCGGAAAUGCAAAUACAACAUUUUUUGUUUUGAAUCCUACACAGGUUUCUACGGGGCCGUUAGGUGUAGAAACUAGGACAAAGGACCGAUGAAUAAAGAGAUGACGUCGCGCGUGGUGAAGAAGCGUCUGGCGGACCCCAAAGUGGUCCAGUAUGUGUGGGCCGCCAUAGAGGUCAUCCGCAAUCAGAAGCAAAUCGCCAACAUGGACAGAAUUUCAAAGUACCUGAGUCGGGUUUUCGGGAUGCACCCGAAGGAGACUGCUCGACAGCUGGCCCUGGCGGUGAAGGACGGGCUGGUGGUGGAGACGCUCACCGUGGGCUGCAAGGGCUCCAAGGCCGGCAUCGAGCAGGAGGGGUACUGGCUGCCCGGGGACGAGACGGAGCCGCUGACUGAAGGAAGCAAGCUGGCACAGAAUGAGGACUGGGAGACGGAGAGCCACGACUGGUACUGCUUCCAGUGCCAUCUCCCCGGCGACGUGUUGCCGUGCGACAGCUGCUUCCGCGUCUACCACCUCAAGUGCCUGUCCGAGCAGCCCUGGGACAGCGCCUCCUCCUGGCAGUGCCUGUCCUGCAAGGGCAGUAAAAAGAAGAACUUGAGCAAACAGGAAAUGAUCAAAUACCUGCGGUUUAUCGUGCAGAGGAUGAAGGAGAGGGCCGUGGACCUGAACAAAAAAGGCAAAGACACCAAGCACCCCAUGUACAGGCGGCUAAUCCACACGGCGCUGGAUGUUUCAAACAUACAGGAGAACCUCGCCGAGGGAAAGUACAAGAGCUUCGACGAGUUCAAGGCGGACGCCCAGCUGAUCGUGCACAACACCGCCAUUUUGUUUGGAGUGCACAGUGACCAGGCAGAAAUUGCCAGAUUGCUGUACACAGACACCUGCCACGAGCUUGACGAACUCCAGCUCUGCAGAACCUGCUUCUAUCUGUCAAACGCACGGCCGGACAACUGGUUCUGCUACCCCUGUACUCCCAAUCACGAGGUGGUUUGGGCCAAAAUGAAGGGCUUCGGCUACUGGCCCGCAAAGGUCCUGCAGAGGGAGGACAAUCAGGUGGACGUCCGCUUCUUCGGCCACCAGCACCAGAGAGCGUGGAUCCCGGCGGAUAACAUCCAGGACAUCGGGGUGAGCGUGGCGCAGCUGCAGGUGAAGCGGAGCAUGGGCUGGAAGAAGGCCUGCGAGGAGCUGGAGCUGUACCAGCGCUUCCUGCGCGAGGGGAGGCUGUGGAAGGGCCGCGUGGGCGAGGAGAAGCUGGAGAGCGCGGAGGAGCCGGAGUCCAGCAUCUCCUCCACCAGCAACGAGCAGCUCAAGGUGAACCAGGAGCCCAAAGCUAAGAAAGGACGUCGCAGCCAAGCCCCAGAGCCCAAAGAGGAGGAGCCGGAGCCUGAAGUGGAGGCGGUCAGCUCCAGCCAGGAGAUCCCCAGCGCGCCCCACCAGCCGGAGAAGCUGUCGGUCUCCACCCAGACCAAAAAGGCGAGCGCGUCCUCGCCCCGCACGCUGCACCGCUCCACCCAGACCAGCAGCGACGGCGCCUGCCAGAACAUGUGCCACGAGAAGUACACCAAGAUCUUCAGCGACGUCAAGGAGAUGAUGAAGGCCGAGAACAAGCGCGAGACCGAGCGGGUGGUCCGGGAGGCGCUGGAGAAGCUCCGCUCGGAGAUGGAGGACGAGAAGAGGCUGGCGCUCAGCAAGGCGGUGUCCGGCGCGCAGGCGGAGAUGGACAGGAAGUGCAAGCAGGUGAAGGAGAAGUGCAAGGAGGAGCUGGUGGAGGAGGUGAAGAAGAUGGUGGCGCAGCACAAGCAGCUCCUCUCUCAGACCAAGAAAAAGCAGUGGUGUUAUAACUGUGAGGAGGAGGCCAUGUACCACUGCUGCUGGAACACCUCCUACUGCUCCAUCAAGUGCCAGCAGGAGCACUGGCACGCCGACCACAAACGCACCUGCCGCAGGAAGAGAUGAACGCUCCGCCCCCCUCCUCCAAGCCCCGCCCCCAGCCCCGCCCCCCCAAACACAGUGCAGAAGAGCUCCGCCCCCCUCCUCCUAGCCCCGCCCACAGCCCUCCUCCCAGCCCCGCCCCCCCUCCUCCAAGCCCCGCCCCCCAACAACCCCCAAACACGGUGCAGAAGAGCUCCGCCCACCUGCUUCCUGUCCAAUCCCACACCAGACUCUACAACACUCUGGUGAACAGGACUGACCAGUGCACAGAGCGACCACAUUUAUAUUCUCUCUCUCUCUCUCUCUCUCUCUCACACCAUCUUUCAUGUUUGCUUUGUCUCUCUUUUAUACUCUUUUCCUUUUCCAUUCUCUCUCUCUCUCUCUCAUUCUCACUCUUGCUUGGUAGCUCUUGCUCGCCAUCCCGUGUUUUCAUUCGUCUCUCACUUUCAUUCUCUCUCUCUCUCUCUCAUAUAUAUGAGAUAUGCGCAUUGUGCUGAAUUCAUUUCAGAAGCAUUUUCUGAAUUCGUGUAAGGGGCAUGACACACAUGCACAGUCUGGAGAGUUUUUCUUGUUUUCUUUUUUUUACCGUAGUGCUAAUUUUACCUUUUGUUGGAGAAUGUGUUAUUUAAGUCUUGUAGCCAACGAUGAGCAUAAACUAAAAUACAUUUUAUUACUUCGAUUUUUUAAUCACUUUUCUUACUGUAAAUUGCUAACAAACACACAACGAAAGAGUGUGCGGACGUUGAUCUUAAAAUAUAUCGCUAUCGCAGCAGUAAAUCGCUUUCAUAGGAAAAAUGUCGAGAAAAAGAACGCUGAUGAGGAUUUUAAAAAGUUUAAAAAUGGAAAAUUGUUUUAGGUGUAAUAACGUAGCCCAUUGACGUUUCCGUGGUGAUUUUAUCAUGUAAAUUUCCAGAUGACUAUCACCCUUUUAUUGGUUUUAUCCUUUUUGUCUUAAAUUGUCCUUGUCAUUGUUGGGUACAGGGUUAUGAAGUCAGGUGUUCAUCCUGACCAAAAAUAAAUAAAUCUUCCGUUUAUUAUACACAUUUUGGGUUGAAAUAUACUGUAAAUUUUAUGGGGGGGAUGGGGGGUGAUUUGCUCUUUUAGGCUAAAAUUCUGGGGAAUGUAGAGGAUUCUUUGCUGAGCUGGAUCUUAGAGAGGAUUUGGUCAUUAUUUUAUGGUUUGCACAUGAAAAUUUCUUUUUUUUUUUCUUAACCCAAAUGCUUGUAUAAAUUGCCAAAUAGUAUGUUUGUCCUAUCUGUCUUAACAGAAAAAGUAAUUUUUUUUUUUUUAACCGUUAUUUUUCUUUACUUUGCCCUGUCAUUGCUUUUGUGGUGUGCUUGCCGUAAGUUCGAUUCGCUAAAGCAUCUCGUCGCUUCGGACUUCCUGUCGUAGUUGUCGAUACGAUACGCCGCGCAUUUUCCAAAUCACCGCCAUCACACUCUGAACGAAGAGAACUGCAUGUGGAUUAACGUAAAAAAAAACAGAAUUAAAGAAGAAAAAAAAUUAAGCUAAAGCGUAGUUUCUGGUUCGCAGAACAAACGGAAAUGGAUGGACGGAUAUAAAAUAUAUCUAAAUAUAUGAAAAUGUCGUGCAUUUUGUUUCUUUUCCUCCUGACUGUUUGGGUUUAUGGUGUACGGGGACAGUUGAAUGGUUGUCCAGGUCCCGAUUUGUACAGGUAAAGAAAAGUGGUGUAGAAAUUGCCAGGUUCAUGUGUAACUAAAUUAACAAACAGAAAGAAACUAACUGUCCAUGGCUAAUGCAGCAGAAUUGUAUGUAUUAAUUUUUUUUAUUUCUUUCAUAGGAAAUUGAGAGGUUAUUCAAGUGGCUACCCAGAGAUUCUGCUUUUAUUUAUUUUUGCCAUCUUUCUUAAAGCAUUGUACACUAGUAGUUGGUCAUCGUACGUUGUGGAAAAUCAGUUCUCUAUCUUGAUGUUGAAUUUUCCCUCCUGAAGAAAUCCGUCAAAUGAAUCAUGAAUUUUAAUCCUUUUUUUUUUUCUUUAAAAAAGAAAAAAAAAGAAAAACAUGUCUGGUCUUCCUUGGACACCCUUUCUCACUUUUUUUUCUUUUUGUAAUUGGUGCCGUGCGUGUGCCUGUGUGUAAAUAAACCUUAAAGUGUCUGACAACUGUACAGCAAGAAAGCCUUAGUGUGGAAUUGUGGGAUACUUCCUGUUAUGGCGUGAGCUGCAGUUUCUUGGCAAAAUAUGCAAACAUCACAGUGAUGCUUUGGACCCAAUCCUAUAAAAAAAAACCUUCGCUGAUACAUUGCAGGUUAUUUCAAGGCCUGUGAAUCCAGCACACCACAGAAUAUUUUAUAUUUGUCCAUCCCUGUAAAAACGAGCAUUUGUGAUAUUUUCUAGUGGAAAUAUUUUGGUGUCAUCAUUCCGGUUUUUGUACAAUAUGUUCGAUAUCUGCAUGACGGUAAAGAUGUGCAUUUCAAUUUCUUAUUUUUUUCCAUGGCAUAGUUGCACUUCCUGAAAUAAUGCAAUAUGAUUUUUUUUUUUUAUUUUUUUUUUUUUAAUAUUGUUGUGAAAAAGUUAAUUUACCUCACUGCUUAACUGAUACACCACGAUUCACGUCUCUCAAGAGAAGUGUAAUGAACUAAAAUGGAGAAUGGUUCUUCAGCCGGGUUGGCGCUUUCUCUAUCCAUGUGUGUACACUUGCUGUGGCUUACUAUCCUCGCACGCGUUUAUGCAGGUUUUUUUAUUUUAUUUUUCUUUUGCUUUUGUUUGCUUUAGCUUAGCGAGAUGUUGUACUUCUAUGUGCUAACAUGGACAAUAAAUGUAUCUGCAGCCGAA
This is a messenger RNA of Anguilla rostrata (American eel), 4815 nucleotides long. Its product is annotated as zinc finger MYND domain-containing protein 11-like. The transcript is spliced from 17 exons. Gene Ontology annotation, molecular function: DNA binding; transcription corepressor activity. NCBI's taxonomy places the organism in Eukaryota, Metazoa, Chordata, Actinopteri, Anguilliformes, Anguillidae. Gene Ontology annotation, biological process: regulation of signal transduction; regulation of transcription elongation by RNA polymerase II. Gene Ontology annotation, cellular component: nucleus. Bases 180 to 2045 code for a protein of 621 amino acids. The record is from RefSeq and is a predicted model, not a curated record.